UUUUAUAGUUAUAAUUUUUGAUCAAGCAGGUAGCGCAUAGCCUGCAAAAUACUUAUAACAAUAUGCCACUAAUGGCAACACCAUUUUGUAAUCUAUCUAACUUCCGAAUGCGAUGUACGACUACGAUGCCAAGAAACGAGUCCGACCACCGACGCCAACGAGAACGACAACGACAGUGCGACACAAUCCGCCAUGUUGCCGACCACAACCGAGAAGUUUGAUAAGAAAUUAUUACUUCUCGUGAAAGAAAACCCGGUUCUGUAUAAUACGAAUCAUGCCAGAUAUAUGGAUUGCAACGCGAGGGAAGUUGCAUGGCAAAAAAUUGGGGACGAAUUGAAGCGGCCCGCUGCUGAUUGCAAAAUUCGUUGGAUAAACAUUAGAGACGUGUAUCGGAGAAUCUUGCGACAGCUAGCAACUAAUACGGGUCUUCGAAAAAAACAGUAUAAAUAUGAAAAAGAGAUAUCAUUUUUGAAACCCUUCUUUAAAGAUAUUACAUCUUUCUAUAAAUACGAGUCAGACCAAGGCAGCGACCCUGUGAUUAAUGAAGAAGAAAGUAAUGACGGUUGUGAUGAACCUAUUCAGCCAAUAGUAGAGAGGAAAGUAAGAAAGAAAAGAAGAAGGGAAGUGCCAUGCCAAGAUAGCGAUGACCAGGAGGACGAGAAUCCGACUAUUCUUACAGAUACAUCAAUGCCAACUGAACUUGACGCAUCGGAUCCCGUUGAUGCAUUUCUGAUUAGUAUUGGUACAACGCUUAAGACAUUUUCCCCUUAUCAUUUAAAUGUUGCUAAAAGUAAAAUAUUUUCUAUAGUACAAGAACACGAACUUCAACAAAUUGUUCAAAAAGAACGGUCUGGCACAUCUCAUGACAAUAAGAGGAUAUCCCCUUCAGAUAAUAAUAUCAAUUUUCUGGAAUAGUGGUAACAAAUGUUACAUAUAAACACAUCAAGGCGAAAUACCUAAUAUGCAGAAGAUUACGUGCAUGUACAAAUUUUCAUGUAUGUGUGGUUUAAAAAAAUUCAAACUGUAUACUCGCACAUACCUUUGUUAGUGUUAAAUUAGACAAUAAAAACGAUUAAUUAUUA
Molecule: messenger RNA, 1082 nt
Organism: Pieris napi
Lineage: Eukaryota; Metazoa; Arthropoda; Insecta; Lepidoptera; Pieridae
Exons: 2
Coding region: 193-915 (240 amino acids)
Biological process (GO): regulation of transcription by RNA polymerase II
Cellular component (GO): transcription regulator complex; nucleus
Source: RefSeq, a predicted model, not a curated record